This is a messenger RNA of Cercospora beticola, 1068 nucleotides long. RefSeq lists its product as uncharacterized. Lineage: Eukaryota; Fungi; Ascomycota; Dothideomycetes; Mycosphaerellales; Mycosphaerellaceae. The record is from RefSeq and is a predicted model, not a curated record.
CACCAAUUGAUGGCUGAUUUGAUGGGAAUCGAUGGCGAGUGGUACCUGGAUGCCAGGGUGUGCUGCUGAAACAGCUUGCGCGUCUCGUCGACAAACGGACAAGGGAGGCUGUGUGCGCAUGCGCGCAUGCUCCUGUCACGACAACGGGUUGCAAUCAUCCAGCGACGAUAAAAGAAGCAUCUUCUGGAAGCGACCUUUCUUCUCAGCACGCAAACUCUCUCCAUCACGACAACAACACCCGAGACACUACCAAUCUUCCAAACUCACUCUUUUCGAUAACAACGACUUCGAUCACUUCAACCGACCAAUCACAAACGAAACUUUACAGCCACAAUGCAGUUCACUACCAUCCUCGCCUCGGCUCUUGCUGUCACUGUCGCUGCUGCUCUGCCACAAACCACCCAAGAAAACACCGAGAACUCGCCAGUAUCCUACGGCAGUGGCAGUGACAGCGACUCUUCUGCCACAUCUCCAAGCACUGGUUCUGGCUCUGGAAGCUACAGCCCCAGCCCAUACGGCGGAGACAACACCACAUCACCUUCUCCAAUCUAUCCGAUCACCAACGGCACCUCGCCAAGCGGCGGAGCGUUGCCAACCGGUACUGGCUCUGCUUCUUCUCCAACCGGAUCUGCUGGCUUCGUUGCAUCCACUGGUGGCGCGAGCAGGUCAUUCGGUAGCUCCGCUGCCAUGGGUCUCGUCUUCGUUGGCGGUGUUGCACUCGCUCUUUAAGCGUAGACUCGACGCUUCAUAUCUGAGACUGUUUGAAUCUGCAGCAUAGCGACGGGUUUUGAUAUUGGCGUUCAAUUGGUCAUUCGGAAGGAAUUAAUGCAGCGAACGAUUACAUGGCGAAAGCGUCGCAGAAUAGAGCUACACAUCAGAUGAUCUGUGGCACCACGCAUUGUACGAGGGAGGAAAACGAAAAAGGAGCUAGAUUUCCAGGGCAGACGCCCAACGGUAGGAUGAAUAGAGAGGACCACGACUGCCUCUCUACACGACGAGGACAGACAAUUGAGAAUUGAAUACAACACAUGUCGUAGAACCAUCGAUCAUCGUCAAUUCAACCUCGAU